AUGCCCUCUGAAAAGAAUGGUGGCUGUGACCCCGAAGUAGCAGACUCGCCGCCUAUUUCGGGAACGGGCUUGAACAUUCCUUCACACAAGUCCUUGCAUGCAGGUGGAACCACACCUGCCUCCCCACCCGACACAUCGUCGCUAAAGCAGUAUCGCGCGCCUGUGCCGAAAGCCACCGCCCGCCCUCCGAUCCACCCAACUCACAUGCCUUCCACGAUAAGCCACCAGGCGAGCGCCAAGUUAGAUGCUUUGACAUUGGAAGAUAAUGAUCGGCCUAUAAAACCUGAAGAAGACCUCCAGCUGAGCCUAUUCCACCAAGUAUCUGAAUGGCUGCAAAAUGAGAAGUCUCGGCAAAAUGUUCACCAGGCCCGACGGGCUGAGGUUGGUUCAAAACAUAGAGAGGGCUCUGCCAGUAAUCAUCGAGCGUCGGAGGAACAUCACAAUAGUUCUGGAACUCGAUUGUCCCUCGACAAACUAGAGGAAAUCCUUGUGCAACACUCGCGCUCGCGCGGUACGGAUUCGUUGGAAGCCCUCCAGUCUGUAAAUCGGGCAGCUCGCCGCCGCCCCAAAGGUCUUCGCCGAGGCUCAGCUUCGGACUCCGAUUACACUGAUGUUGAUGCUCCUGUUCCCGGCGUAGAAGCUGUUCUUGAUAACUCCAAGACCCUGGCCUACAACUCAAGUGUCGCAGCAGAUGACGACGCUGUUGAUAGCAACACAUCCUCAAAGCGCUCUAAGGAUCGCCAGGCUUGGCAGAUCUUUAGAACAGAGAUCCUGCGCCUUGCGCAUACUUUACAACUCCGGGGCUGGCGUAAAGUACCGAUGGAGAAAGCCAAUGACAUUGAGGUUGUGCGUCUCAGUGGUGCGUUAACUAACGCGGUGUAUGUGGUUCAGCCGCCCAAGAACAUUCCUCCUCCGAAGCGUGACUCUACUUCCUUGGCCUCCAGGAAGCCUCCACCGAAACUUCUGCUUCGUAUUUACGGUCCUCAGGUUGAGCAUCUGAUCGACCGUGAGAAGGAAUUGCAGAUUUUGCGUCGCCUCGGUCGAAAGAACAUUGGCCCUCGUGUACUCGGAACUUUCAAAAACGGUCGAUUCGAGCAGUUUUUAGAGGCUCGCACGUUGACAGCGAAGGAUCUGCGAAUUCCCGAGACUGCUAAGCAUAUUGCCAAGCGAAUGCGUGAGCUUCAUGAUGGCAUCGAACUCCUCAAGGAGGAGCGGGAAGGUGGACCAAAAGUCUUCCAGGACUACGACAAAUGGGUGGAUCACUGUGAAAAGCUGACAACCUGGCUGGACAAAGAGGUGCAGUCACCGGAGAAUGAGGCCAAGGCGGCCACCGAAUCGUGGCGGCGGCGCGGUUAUGUUUUCGGCGUGCCAUGGGCGAUGUUCCGCAAGGCCGUGGAAAAAUAUAGGACUUGGCUUGUCGCUACCUGUGGUGGAAUGGAAGAGAUCAAGCGGCAGCUUGUGUUCGCCCACAACGAUACCCAAUACGGCAAUUUGCUUCGAAUGCAGCCUGCCACGGAAUCGCCGCUACUCCUGCCCGCGAAUGAGCAUAAGCAGCUUGUUGUCAUCGACUUCGAGUAUUCGUCGGCGAACACCCGUGGAUAUGAGUUCGCUAAUCACUUUACCGAAUGGUGUUACAAUUACCACGAUGAAGAGCACUCAUGGGCUUGCAACAAUCGUCUUUACCCGACCCCAGAGGAGCAACAUCGCUUCAUCUCAAAUUAUUUAACUCAUCGCCCUGCAAGCGUUGCUGUCGGACAUAUAUCGCCAGUCAUCUCUGGCCGCAAUGCACCCGCUAUCACCCCACUCGAUCUGGACGAAAACCCCGCAGAGUCCAGCUGGCACCAAGCCCAGACCACAGAGCAAGAGCUAGAAAAGGGAGUACGUGAUUUGAUGCAACAAACACGUCUGUGGCGUGUAAUCAGCUCAGUAAAUUGGGCGACAUGGGGUAUCGUCCAAGCCAAGAUACCGGGCAUGGAAGAAGGUAUUGCGAGGAUGACCGGUGCUUCAAGCGAUGAGCAAGGACUUAACGACAAAGAAGAGACCGUGACGCCCCCGGUGGCAGCGGAUGUUGAUGAGGAAGAGGGCUUUGACUACCUGGCCUAUUCCCAAGACAGAGCCAUGUUCUUCUGGUCUGAUCUACUGCAAAUGGGCCUGGUCAAACCGGAAGAGUUGCCGGCAGAAAUGGUGGAGCAUAUUCGCACACGUAUAGUCGAUUACUAA
Messenger RNA from Penicillium canescens, 2220 nucleotides. RefSeq lists its product as uncharacterized. NCBI's taxonomy places the organism in Eukaryota, Fungi, Ascomycota, Eurotiomycetes, Eurotiales, Aspergillaceae. Gene Ontology annotation, molecular function: ethanolamine kinase activity; choline kinase activity. The transcript is spliced from 5 exons. Gene Ontology annotation, biological process: phosphatidylcholine biosynthetic process; phosphatidylethanolamine biosynthetic process. The coding region runs from base 1 to 2220 and encodes 739 amino acids. The record is from RefSeq and is a predicted model, not a curated record. Gene Ontology annotation, cellular component: cytoplasm.